This is a messenger RNA of Suillus subalutaceus, 400 nucleotides long. RefSeq lists its product as uncharacterized. The annotation marks the transcript as partial. The transcript has 2 exons. Lineage: Eukaryota; Fungi; Basidiomycota; Agaricomycetes; Boletales; Suillaceae. The record is from RefSeq and is a predicted model, not a curated record.
UUGACAACAACUCAUCGGAUUGAGUAUCCGUUUGGAGAUCAGGUCUCUGCUGGCAUCAUCGCUACAACAGUACAUACAAGCAAGGCGUCUUCGAGAUCCUACUACAUACCUGAAUCCCCUCCUGACAGAUUCAUUCACAUCCUCACAAGAACAAAUGCGGUUCUCCUUUAUCCUCAUCAUCGUUGCUACUUUGAUAGCAUCAGUAUCUGCCAGUGACGCUGCAACUGAGCAUUGUCCUAUCUUUUGCAUUCAUGAUCGUCACUGCAGCAGCGGCGUGGUAUUAGACAUUCAUUGGGAUGUGCCAGAGGUAUUGAACAACGUGUUUGCUUCUGAAAGCCGCACGAGCAAUGGAGAUCUUGGAAGAGUGGAGAUCUGUGGUGUCUUCCGUUGCCACCGAGCA